AUGGAGGCGAGCGGGAAGAUUAUGAAGGGAAAAUCCAGCUUGGGUGAAUCCAUAAGAGGUUCCAUGGACAACUCUAUGGGCUUCACGAAAGCAAGGGGCAGACGACACCAGCACUGGGGGCUGUGCCAGUGGCGUUCUGGGACCACUGGGCAAGCUAGGCACGCGCUAGGCGAUGGAGGUUGCAUGCUGGGCAUCGGUCCACGUGGCAACGGCGGAGUUAGUGGGUUAGGUGAUGCCCCUAGCGUCGUAGCUGGCUUUGGUGACGUUGCUAGCCCGACUGACGGUUUGAGUGGCGCCCCUAGCAUGUCUGGAGUCGACGUUGAUGCAGGAGGCCACAGUUUGGGCGACACCCUUGGCAUGGCUAGUGGUGGUUUGGGCGACGCCGGGGAGAAGAAUAUUGACACGCAUGCACGCUCAGGUGCUGGUGCUUGCUCAAGUGGACUGCUAGGCGACAUUCUAGAGCACUAG
Molecule: messenger RNA, 468 nt
Organism: Ilex paraguariensis (yerba mate)
Lineage: Eukaryota; Viridiplantae; Streptophyta; Magnoliopsida; Aquifoliales; Aquifoliaceae
Source: the annotation of a GenBank genome assembly